Messenger RNA from Amaranthus tricolor (Joseph's coat), 2190 nucleotides. Its product is annotated as protein ENDOPLASMIC RETICULUM-ARRESTED PEN3. NCBI's taxonomy places the organism in Eukaryota, Viridiplantae, Streptophyta, Magnoliopsida, Caryophyllales, Amaranthaceae. Bases 258 to 1718 code for a protein of 486 amino acids. The transcript has 2 exons. The record is from RefSeq and is a predicted model, not a curated record. Gene Ontology annotation, biological process: protein homooligomerization.
UACGAAUUAAUUAUUUGAAGGUUGUCUAAUCAAAACAGUCUCUUGCAAAAGUUUGUUGCCUGGAUAUGUCAAGCUGCUAUUCCAAAGGGUUAGAUGGAGUCCAUCCUAACUAUUCCUAAGCCUAAAAUACUGUCACUUCUGCCUACGUCGUCUCUACAAUUGUUGAAGAACUUGAAUUAUUGGAUUCACAAUAGGCUCAUUUUCAAUUGUGAUCAACUCCAAAAUUCUAAAAGGGAGUACAAUUAAUCCAAAUCUCCAUGGCAACCAUACACUCAAAUACCAAUCCCAAUCUCAACUCUAACGAACAAAUCAAGCUCAACAUCGGCGGCAAAAUCUUCGUAACCACCACAACCACCCUCCAAUCCACCUUCCUAACUUCUCUCUCCACCACAACUCAACCCAUCUUCAUCGACCGCGACCCACAAAUUUUCUCUUCUCUUCUUUCCCUCCUCCGUGCUCGCCGCCUUCCUUCCACCAUUUUCAGCCAUUUUUCCUACCAGCAACUCCUCAACGAGCUCCAGUUCUAUGGCAUCCAACCCCCUUCCUUUCUAUCUCCUCCCCCUUUUUUGCCUUUCGACGCUUCCUUCAUUACCUCUCUCAUACCUCCAUCUUCUCCAAUCAUCUCUGCUUUCUCCGCUUCUUCUUCUAUCGUCCUUGCUCAUUCUGGGCAGAUCUCGUUUUAUGAUCCUUUUACUCUUUCUUACUCUUCUACUGUUCGUACCCAUCUUGAUUAUAUUUCCUCUGUUGGGCCAAUCUCUCCUGAGAUUUCUGCUGUUGGGUCGUUUUCUUUUUCUGGACUUCAUUUUUACUCUAAGAAGAAUCACGUGGGUUCUGUUUAUUGGGAGGAUGAUUCUGAUACUCGGGUUCGUAAAUCUCGUGUAACCGCUGUAGUGGGGGAUGCAGGGGAUUCGGUGUUUUCUGCUGCAUUUGAGUGUCAACAUGGGGAGAAUGCUGUUCUUAUAAUUGAUAAAUCUACACUAAAAGUUGUGGCGGAAAUUGGUAGACAGUCCGGUAAUUCGUCUAAAUCUUCUGCUAUUAAGAAACUUAGGUGGGUCCCACAAGUAGGAUUGUUGGUAGGAAGCUCGGUGAAUUGUGGGGCGUUUGGGUACUCAGGUUAUGUCCGGAUUUGGGAUCCGAGGUCAAUGGAGAUGGUAUGGGAAACUAAUGAGCCGGGUGGGGUGAUUCGGAGCAGUAGAUUGGGGGAUACAAUGGCAGAUGUUGAUGUUGAUCCAGACGGGUUAUUUUUGGCGAAAGUGGGUUCUAAAACAGGUGAUUUGGGUGUGGCUGAUUUGAGGAAAUUGGGUGCGGACCCAUGGGUGUAUUUGGAGGAUCCAAACCUGGGUUUGAGAGGCAAUUGGAAGAUCGAGGGAAGUGUAGUUGUGCAUUGCGAUCAGGGAAAUGUGUUCGUUGGAAGAGAUGGGGGAUUGGAAGCUUGGUCGAGGGUUCCAGAUAGAGAAGUUACAGAGGAAGGAGAGGGAGGAGAGAGGAAAUGGGGUUUGUAUAGGAGGAAUUAUGUAGAUAAGGUGGAGGAUGCAGAGCGUGGGAUCAUUAGAAGUAUUGAAGGAGGUGGAAAUAGGCUGUUUGUUACAAGGGAAAAUGUUGAAGGUGUUGAAGUUUGGGAGACUUCUCAUUGCUCAGACAAUACUGCUCCUUUGCCCGAAUCUCUAUCAGAUUAUAGUCUUGACUUUGGUGUUCGAUGUUCUUGCUUACGUUGGUGAGAUAGUGCAGCGGCAUUUCUGAAGUUGCAAGUAGAAGUAACAUAUUAAUCUUUGUAGUUAUACAGUUCACACCCAGAGGCCAAAUGUGACGGGCUCUUCUCUGUCUUCAGCUAUAAUCACCUGCAAGCGUCACUGCACAGAAGAAUGUAUCACUCGCUCGAUACAAGUGUUGUCUUUCAUAAUCCUUAGGCUUGGUGCAUUUGUAUGUUGACUCAGUAACGUCGUGCCAUCGAUCGAGGAAGUAUCUUGCCUGUCAUCUUACGUUGAUUAAAAUAGUGGCUUGUGCGGAGUUUUCUUAUGCUUUCAAGUUUCAUGAUAAUUUGUCGUGUGCUUGACAAAACCAAAAACCAUGGAAAAAUGGAAAUGUCUUCCAAGGAACAAAUGCCCCUAAAGCCUUGAAAUGUAUCCAUGAUUGUUUGACCUCUAUGGCUUCGUUGGCCAUUCUUAUGAUAUUAAUAUUAAAAUUAUAAAA